GGCGCGGCGGGACAGGUGUAGCCCGCAGUGGCCAGCCGCGCGUGUAGGAGGGUUGAGCCCGCUCGGCUGCCUGGAGUUGACUCGCUGCUCCAGGAACUCCGCAGGCAGCGUCGGCGGGUGUCACUUUGCAACACAGAGGCCAUCACCUCGGGCUGUUUGAGAGUCCGCUGGGGACGGAACCCUGCCCGCCCGGGCAGGGUGCAAAUGCUCGCUACCCUUGGCGGGUCAGGCUCUGGCUCCUGGACUUAGGCGGCUCACUGGGCCCGCGCCGGCGCCUCCCCCAUGCUGCUUGGAGCGUCCUGGCUGUUGGCGUCCAAGGCGGCGGCCACUACAGCUCGGAGUGAGGGCGACGACAGGCAGGGUGAGCAGCAGCAGGAGGCCCAAGCGAGGACUGACGAGGAUAUGGACGAGUCAUCGCUGCUGGACUUGCUGGAAUGCUCCGUGUGCCUGGAGCGCCUGGAUACCACGGCCAAGGUGUUACCAUGCCAGCACACCUUCUGCCGUCGCUGUCUGGAGAGCAUCGUGUGCUCGCGCCAUGAGCUACGCUGUCCCGAGUGCCGCAUCCUAGUGGGCUGUGGUGUGGACGAGCUGCCCGCCAACAUCCUGCUGGUGCGCCUGCUGGAUGGCAUUCGCCAGAGGCCCCGCACGGGCACCAGCCCGGGGAGUAGCCCUCCUGCGCGUCCGGGCCCCGGUACGUUCCCGGCGCUUGCCGGUGUUCCAGGAGGUGCGACCAGCAGUCCCCCGCGUUCCCCGGUCUUUCUUCCAGCUGCGGCAGGUAGCUCUACCUCCAGUUUGUGCGACGUGGCGUCUAACAGGAGCAUGCCAGUGGCCAAGAAUCUAUCCCAGCUUCCCUAUGGCAAGGCCCUCUACAGCUAUGAGGGCAAAGAACCCGGUGACCUCAAGUUCAACAAAGGGGACAUCAUCAUUCUGCGGCGUAAGGUGGAUGAGAACUGGUACCACGGGGAGCUGCAGGGGACUCAUGGCUUCCUCCCUGCCAGCUACAUCCAGUGUGUCAGGCCCUUGCCACAGGCUCUGCCCCAGGGCAAAGCCCUGUAUGAUUUUGAGAUGAAGGACAGAGACCAAGACAAAGAUUGUCUGACCUUCACUAAGGACGAAGUCUUAACUGUGAUCCGGAGAGUGGAUGAUAACUGGGCGGAAGGCAUGCUAGGAGACAAGGUCGGGAUUUUCCCACUCUUGUACGUGGAGCUCAAUGACUCCGCCAAGCAACUCAUUGAGAUGGACAAGCUGUGCCCUGCCGCUGCCGCCACUGCAUGCAACCAUGACGCCCUCCUGCCCUCCGACCCCAGCACAUUAGCCAGCGUGGCCUCAGGUCCCACCCUAAGUAGCUCAGGGGCAGUCAGUGCCUUUCAACGGCGUGUGGACAGCAAGAAGAAUGCCAAGAAGCGCCACUCUUUCACUGCGCUCAGUGUGACCCACAAGUCCUCCCAGGCGGCCAGCCACAGGCACUCCAUGGAAAUUAGCGCUCCGGUGCUGAUCAGCUCCAGCGACCCACGUGCUGCAGCCAGGAUUGGGGAGCUGGCCCAUCUGUCCUGCGCCGUCCCCUCCCAGGACUCCUCUUCAGCUGGACCUGUCCCCACAGCCCUCCCACGAGCUGCCGCGGUGGCUGGAGACCAGGGCAUGUCUCCCAAAGUCCAGCUGCCCCUCAACGUGUACCUGGCCCUCUAUGCAUACAAACCCCAGAAGAAUGACGAGCUGGAGUUACGUAAGGGGGAGAUGUACCGCGUGCUUGAGAAGUGCCAGGACGGCUGGUUCAAGGGGGCGUCACUGAAAACCGGGGUCUCCGGGGUCUUCCCCGGGAACUACGUGACACCCGUCUCCAGGAUUCCUGGAGGAGGGACUGGGUCACCCUGGAAUAAUGUGCUCGGAGGGUCCCCAUUGGCCAAGGGGAUGGCAACCAUUAUGCAUCCUGGAGGUGGCAGUCUGAGCAGCCCAGCCACUGCCACCAGGCCUUCUCUGCCUCUCACCAGCCUGCAGGACCACAUGCAGCACCCAGCCACCUCCCUCCCAACAGGUAGCUGUCUUCGGCACACUGCUCAACCAACAGCCAACCAAGCCGGGGGUUCCACCAUCCCAACAGCUACCCAUCCUUCAGCCCAGGCCCUGGACCGACCAACUGCCACCGUGUCGCCCCUGCGCACUCAGACUUCUCCAUCCCGCCUACCUGCCACCAGCCUCCGCCCCCGUUCCGUGGUGUCCCCACAGCACAGCCAGCAGCCCCCCACGCAGAUGUGUUCCCGGCCAGUCAUUCCAUUUACAUCAGCAGCGUCGGCCAUCACCCCUCCCAACGUCAGUGCUGCCAACCUCGGUGGGGAGGUUGGAGGGACGCCCAUCGGUGGCCUCUCCAUACCCAGCCCCAUCAACACAGGGUACAAACCAGAGGACAAGAAAAACGAAAAGAAGGAAAAGAAGACUGGGCUGCUGAAGCUGCUAGCUGGGGCAUCUACCAAGAAGAAGUCACGCUCCCCACCAUCCAUAUCUCCAACCCACGACCCCCAGUCGGCCCUGGAUACCUCACUGCAGGGUGCUGUGGGCCCUGAAGUGUCCCCAUUGACCGUCCACGGCAGGGCAGGUUCCUGCCCCAUAGAGAGCGAGAUGCAGGGAGCCAUUGGAUUGGAGCCACUGCACAGAAAAGCUGGCUCUUUGGAUCUGAAUUUCUCUUUGUCCCCUUCUCGGCAAGCAACUCUGUCCAUGGCUUCCAUCCGCCCUGAACCUAAGCCACUGCCCAGAGAGAGGUACCGUGUGGUGGUCUCUUACCCUCCACAGAGUGAAGCAGAGAUUGAACUAAAGGAAGGUGACAUCGUCUUCGUACACAAGAAGCAUGAAGACGGCUGGUUCAAGGGGACUCUGCAGCGGAAUGGCCGCACGGGCCUCUUCCCAGGCAGCUUUGUAGAGAGCUUCUGAAGGCCGCUGCUCAUGUCCAGUUCUGCCUUCCCGGAGAAGGUACCCAAGAAAGCACCAUGUGAGCAGAGGAAGCCUUGUCACCUAGGUCCCAGAGCCCUUCUAAAGCACCUGUCAGGAACAACCAGACUGGGGUGAUGACGCGGUUGUGAAGUCCUAGUUGAAAGCACAUAUGGAUGUCGUCUUGGUUGUGACAGCCGUACCCUCAUGUGACAUGUGGAUGUCGUCUUGGUUGUUAAGGCCAUACCCUCAUCGAAAGCACACAUGAGUGUCCUUCAGGAUCAUGCCAUGAGUCUCAGUGACCAGUACCACAGAAAAAUUGCCCACGUAGACAAAUGCACUACUAUUCCACCCAGCAGCUAAGGCAACCUUAGUUGUUGGUGCACGGUUGGGAGCCUGGGUGUAGAGUGGGGCCGUGUGCUAGGGCUGACAGCAAUGUGGAGUACCUUCCCCGGCUGUCCUGGGUACCAUUCCUCUAUAUACCUCUGACACCUGCCAUCAAGCCCCACAGACAGGGCAUUUGUGGUUGAGGAGCCUCGCAUAAGGGCUCUGAGUCUCCCAAGGUGUCCAGUGGGGUCCUGUUGGGUACUACAGAAUCCUUAUGGCUCUAUCUCCUACCAGGAUGAUAAGGAACACAUUUUGGUUUUGCCACCACUGUCUCUGCAUUGCUUCCUUCGUAUGGCACCUUUUUAACGUACAAGUCUUAAACUUUAUAUAUUUCUAAUAGGUCGGACGCUGCAUAUUUUUCAUGCAUCUGGUGCUGAUUUUUGUAAAACUAGAAAUCACUUGGGUAAGCUUCAAGGGAAAAAAAUGGAGGUAACAUCAAAGAAAAGUUUUAUAUAUUUCCCAUAUGAAGUUGGGAGCAUACUGAAAAAUUCCUAUCUGUAAAAUCAAAACGUUGCCUGGUGUUCCGCGAGGUGAGGGAGAAAGUCUGCCGGGACGGUCACGUGGAGUCGGAGAGGGUCUUCCUAGCUGCUGGCAAUAGCCUAAACCACAUGCUCCGUCUACAUAGGAGUGGUUAUGAUUUUUUUAAAAAAAAUGGAAACAUUUUGAGAAAUUUAUUCUGCCUUUUUGUGUGGAAAGGAAACACAUACGUGAGUGUGCGCGCACACACACACUGACCCCUGAAGCUCCCUUUGAUUGCUUUAGAGAGAGUGGCUAAAAAUAGCAUUCUUAAAGUGUGUCUUGCUGCACAGCUCAGAUGACUACCUUACAAAGGUUUUGUCUCUGUUUCAAAAAUAAGUAACUUCCCAUAUCAGGCCAGGCAAAAUUCCAUCUGCUAGAGACCAAAGGUACCGGGAUAAUAAGAGUCUAGCUCACGACUCCAGGCUUACAGGGUCUGGGGACGCUGGAAAAGGGAACAGGAUGGUUUCUUUGGCCCUGAAGCCUUCCUGUAAAGUUCACUGGGACAACAGCUUGCUUCCCAAGAGGCUGGCCUGAAUGGCCAUCAAGAGGUGUGAGUGGCACACUUAGAAACACUUUUUUCCACCUCAGAAAUCUCAAUUUGUGAACCUCUGUGUACAUUUUUUACAAAACCACCCAGCCCUGUGUCAGCCUUUGGUAUCAGAGGCUAUCACUAGUUUUUGUAAUAAAAUAAGGACCACUUAUCCUCAAAGUUCCUAUUCGGGGCUAUGAUUUAACUGGGCGUUACCGCCACAUGAAAGUAAUGACACCCAGGGAAAGUCUCUUCCUCCUUGAUAAUAGACUUAUUGCAUAAGAAAACUGUUCUGAGCCAAUGAGCUUAGGCAUAGGGGUCCCUGUGUGCAGGGUCAGUGACAACCACAAGGUCUCUGGUCACUGCCACUGCUAAACUACUUGCCCAUCCGUGCACAGAUCUGUGUAUGGUUAAAUCCAUGCCGUCACCAGGGAGGUGUAGCAGGCUAUAUCCUGGGAGAGACAUGUUUUUAGUGGAGCCAGAGCUAACUCUGGUUUCUAGACAAUGAAAGUCCCCUUUUUUCUCCUCAACAAGAUCGAUUUGGAGUCAACAUGUCAACUUUGACUUGUCCUCCUUUCUCGUGAUGGUGAGGAGGUAGCAGCUUGAUAGAAUGCUGAGGAAAGUAGCAAGGUUUGGACAACACUAGGGGGACCCUCUCCUAGCAAAGUCCUGGGUUUACACAGGAACUGCCUUGGGAGGGAAACAGGGCCCCAGGGCUCAUUCCAAGGUGGGGCUCUUAAAAAUGCAUAAUGAGCCCCAUGGUCUGAGUAUUUUGAAUACUCUCAAACCCUUUAACUUUCAAAAUCAUGUAUUCCACAGUCCAGAACAGAAAAGAGGUACCUUUCCUUAUGUACCUUUGAGGACACAUGUCUUGGCUACCAAAAUGUGAAGCCAGCAGCCCAUCUAGAAACUUCUCUUUCCAUCCUGGCCAGCAGCAUGUACUUCUUACUCAUACAACAGCAUUUGGUGGCCAGGUGGUUUUCCUUGAAUAGUUCUCAGCCCUUCAGAUUGAGGGUCACCAUGGAGACAGUUCAGUCCAGCCCCAAGAGGAUUGAAGGAAGGAACAAGAGAGAUAAGACAAGAUGGUCUGUGGUGGGGUGAGACUAUAAGGCUGGACACUCCAAAACCAUUCCAGGUGACGCGGAAGCCCUUGUACUUUGUACAACACACAUACACACAAACGUGCAAGCACAUGUCCCCACCCCCACAUAUGUUUCUAUUAUACACCAAUGUCAGUCUGUGAUUUUGGAUGAAUUGACAGUAGUGGCAAACUCUGAUGCCUGUGUUUCUGAGUCUUUAAAUAAAAAUGACCAUGGA
Myodes glareolus (Bank vole) is the source of this 5671-nucleotide messenger RNA. NCBI's taxonomy places the organism in Eukaryota, Metazoa, Chordata, Mammalia, Rodentia, Cricetidae. The record is from RefSeq and is a predicted model, not a curated record.